Alligator sinensis (Chinese alligator) is the source of this 1465-nucleotide messenger RNA. It is a transcript of the gene GSTK1, whose product is annotated as glutathione S-transferase kappa 1. The record is from RefSeq and is a predicted model, not a curated record. Gene Ontology annotation, cellular component: peroxisome; mitochondrion. Lineage: Eukaryota; Metazoa; Chordata; Crocodylia; Alligatoridae. The transcript has 8 exons. Gene Ontology annotation, biological process: glutathione metabolic process. Gene Ontology annotation, molecular function: glutathione peroxidase activity; glutathione transferase activity. Bases 1 to 678 code for a protein of 225 amino acids.
AUGGCGGCGGCGCGGCGGGUGCAGCUGUUCUACGAUGUGGUGUCGCCCUACUCCUGGCUCGCCUUCGAGGCACUAUGUCGCUACCAGCACAUUUGGAACGUUGAUCUACAUUUGCGUCCUGCUGUCCUUGGAGGCAUAAUGAAGGAGACAGGUAAUCAGGCCCCAGCUAUGUUGCCCAAACGUGGGGAGUACAUGAUGAAAGAUAUAAAGAGGAUGGCAAAGUAUUAUCAAGUCCCGCUCCAGAUUCCCAAGGAUUUCUUUGAAAGUAUGGUGAAAAAAGGCAGCCUUUCUGCCAUGCGCUUUCUCACAGCUGUUGAUAUGAUACAACCACAAUUUCUAGAGCCUAUGUCGAGAGAGCUAUGGAUGCGCAUCUGGUCCCGUGAUGAAGAUAUCACCCAGCCAGACAGUAUUUUGGAUGCUGCAAGGAAGGCUGGGCUGUCCUCAGAGCUGGCCCAGCAGCUACUAGAAAUGAUACUGUCCCCUGAAGUAAAGAAUCGCUUAAAGGAGGUAACAGAAGAGGCACUAAAAUAUGGGGCAUUCGGGAUGCCAACUGUUGUGAUCCAUCUUAAUGGUGAACCUCAACUCUUCUUUGGUUCUGAUCGCCUAGAGCUGCUGAGUUCUGUUUUAGGAGAGAAAUGGCUGGGACCAGUUCCUGCAUCUCCAAAUCCCAAGUUGUGAUAAAUUCAGGUGUAAUAUGUGAAAAGCAGAAGACAAAUAACAGUUUUCAAUAAAUAAAGCAAUAAUGCCUGUUACAAAGACAUAGCAUCUAUCAUGCAGAGGGGCAGGAGAAGAGUAGCAGUAUUUCAUUGGGGACCUCUGUAAGAAGGCUCCAGAUUUUCCAAGGUCUAAGCUCAGUUUCAUAAGUGCAGAGCCUUUCAGCAGGUAACAGUGAUCUCUUCAACUUCUCCUCCUUAGGGACAGGUUUUCAAGGCAGGAUGGGAUCAUGGUAGCACUAAGUAAUAAUACAUUCUAAUGGUAAUAGCGCAGCUUUGGUUGGCUGAUGAGUUUGAGUAAAGUUCUGUGUCACUGCUGGACUGCAUGCUGAAAGUAGUUUUCAGUCUGGCUGAAAACAGUUAAACCAAUUUCACCCCCUGCAGAGAGCGGGGUGAGAGGUUCCUAUCUCAGUCUGCUCAGUGCAGACAGUAUUUGGUGAUCAGUGAACUAGCUGAGGAAAUUGUAAGUUACAGCUGCAAACUCACCCAUCCUAUCUACAGGGCCAUGAGUUCUGUCAUUGCAGUGCCUUUUGCGUAUGUGUGUAAUCCAUGAAUUGUCAUGUUAUUACCCUCACUUCAACACUCAUUUUGAUUUCCUAUAUGAUUUAUCAUAUUGUGAUUUGUUUCUGUCUUCUGUCAUUAUCAUAAAUAAGUUUCAUCAUGUUAACCUGGAAGUUUUGUAUUUUGGGAUGUACUGGCUGUUAAUCCCAAAACGUAAAAUACUACUAUAAAAUUACUUUGUCAAAACAAUA